UCGAUGCCCCAGCCCGAAGGAAGAAAGAAAAAAAAAUCGUGCACUCAGCCCUCACUCUCUGGUCUACGCCUUGCCGCCUUUGCCCGCUGCUACCCUGCUCCGUCUCCGCCCUGUUCCACCUCGCCACUUCCCCCCGUUGCCGCCCUGCUCCCGCCAUUGCUUCGCCACCACUAGCCUGCCUGCUGCCUGCGCCGUUUUUGUUAAUAGGAAAUAAGAAUGCUUGAAGAUAAUAAGAAAAUAAUCGGUCUUUCAUGGGAACCAAAGUUACCUUCUCUUUUAUUUGGAGCAAAAAGUGGGUCCCAAAAUGUACAAGAAAGUAGUCUCGUAUAUAAGCCCGAUUCAGAGCUUAUUGAUGGACUUUUUGUUCCCCCUAAUGACCCAAAAAAAGUCAACAAGCUACUCAAGAAGCAAGUCAACGACACAACAGGAAAAAGUUGGUUUGAUAUGCCUGCUCCUACUCUCACACCUGAAUUGAAAAAAGAUCUUCAGCUGCUAAAGUUGCGAAAUGUGAUUGAUCCCAAAAGGCACUACAAGAAAGGUGACUCCAAGUUAACCACAUUCCCAAAAUAUUUUCAGGUGGGGACAGUUGUGGAGCCCACAUCAGAAUAUUUCACCUCUCGACUUACAAAGAGGGAAAGGAAAGCGACAUUAGCCGAUGAGCUAUUAUCUGAUCAAUCACUCAAAGUUUACAGGAAGCGUAAGGUGAGAGAGAUUGAAGAGAAAAGUCAACCAGGUGGAGUUGAUAAAUGGAAGAUAAAAGGUAAAAGCUCAUGGAAACGUGCAAAGCAAAGGAGGCAUUGAGUUGGGUAUCAUGGAAUUUAGGCAAAUAAUUGAAUUUAGAUUUGAGAAUGAUGUUAUAAUAUCCAUAGUUUUGAUUGGUUAUAUGAUUUGAAAAGUUGUUUCAA
Messenger RNA from Lactuca sativa (garden lettuce), 905 nucleotides. RefSeq names its product rRNA-processing protein fcf2. Lineage: Eukaryota; Viridiplantae; Streptophyta; Magnoliopsida; Asterales; Asteraceae. Gene Ontology annotation, molecular function: RNA binding. Gene Ontology annotation, cellular component: nucleolus. Gene Ontology annotation, biological process: RNA processing. The record is from RefSeq and is a predicted model, not a curated record.